This is a messenger RNA of Aureobasidium melanogenum CBS 110374, 2535 nucleotides long. RefSeq names its product HCP-like protein. Gene Ontology annotation, molecular function: protein binding. Bases 1 to 2535 code for a protein of 844 amino acids. The transcript has 2 exons. Gene Ontology annotation, biological process: ERAD pathway. Lineage: Eukaryota; Fungi; Ascomycota; Dothideomycetes; Dothideales; Saccotheciaceae. The record is from RefSeq and is a predicted model, not a curated record. Gene Ontology annotation, cellular component: endoplasmic reticulum membrane.
AUGAGGACAUCGUCGUGGCGAGCCGUGUCGCUGCUCUUACUAUGCCUGGUACUAGCCUUUGUCAACUGCCAGGACGCCGCCCCAAAUCAACAAGAUGGCUCCCAUCAUGACACGACUCCGUAUCUCACUCCCGAACACGACCACCCCGAAACACAUACCAAACUACCAUACGAACAGAGUCCAGCUGUCAAGGAUGCUCUCUCCUCUCUACGCAAGAUUCGCCCAGCAACGAGCCGCCUUGCACGCCUCAGCAAGCCCUCUGGUCUUGUGGCCAAGACCAUCUACUAUGCCAAAGAGUUGUUUGUCCUUCUCUUCAUGAACCAGCCCGACCAGAAGGAUCUCCUCAUCACCGACGCUACUCCUCCGCCGCUUGCUCCCGCUCUUUCUCGCGCCGUCACAUUACUCCAAGAUGCCGUCGCCGAACAAGAUCCAGAUGCUUUGUGGCUGUUGGCCGAAAUGAACUUCCACGGCAACUUCACCCACCCUAGAAACUACUCGCGCGCCUUCGAAUACUACCAGACUCUGGCAAAUAUGAACGGUAACAGUUCUGCCCAAUACAUGCUAGGCUUCAUGUACGCCACCGGUAUUGGAAAUGCCGUCCCACAAGAUCAGGCUAGAGCUCUUCUAUACCACACUUUCGCUGCCGAGCAGGGUGACAUUCGCUCUCAGAUGACCCUGGCUUACCGCCAUCAUUCUGGAAUCGCCACACCUAGAAACUGUGAAGAGGCGGUACAUUGGUACAGAUUGGUCGCUAAGCAAGCUGUUGCAUUCUACAAGUCUGGUCCUCCUGGUGGUCACUCUUUGGUCAAGAAUGCUUUCCGUUUGGUUGAUGAGGAAGGAGGCAUCUACGGCGAAGGUGCGAGUGUCAGCAGUUCCGGCAUCCAUGCAAAGACUGGAGGCCCUACAUCAGAUGCCUACGCUGAUCUGGACGACGUUCUUGAAUACCUCGAUUUCCAGUCAAGAAAGGGCGAUCUUAAGGCUACAUUCCAUCUUGGCAGACUCUACUAUGACGGUUCUCGGGGACUAGCUCGCAACUUUCCCGAGGCCAAGGAUCACUUCAUGCAGGUCGCUAGAUCAUACUGGACUUCUUCUGGCAAAGUCAAGUCUGAUGUCUCGUCCGUAGUCGAGAAGCUUGCUCCCAAAGCUGCUGGUUAUCUUGGCAGAAUGUUCUUGCGUGGUGAGGGUACUGAGAAGAGCUACAGCAAAGCCAAAAUUUGGUUCUCUCGCGGUAUCGAACAUGGCGAUGCUCUGUCACAAUACUCUAUGGGAGUCAUGUAUAUGGAAGGGCUGGGUGUCCCUAAAAAUCCUGUGAGAGCUGCUGAAUACUUCUCUCCAGCCGCAGACCAAGACCUUGCAGUGGCUCAGACAAACCUGGGCAUCUUGUUCAUGGAUCAGGGAGACGUCCACACUGCAAGAAGUUACUUCGAUCUGGCUGCCCGCAACAGUCACAUCGAAGCCUUCUACUACUUGGCUGAGCUGAGCAAUCAAGGUGUUGGUCGUGAUCGCUCGUGUGGCAUGGCCUCUGUCUAUUACAAGAUCGCAUCCGAAAAAGCCGAAGUUAUCCACUCAUCCUUCAUCGAAGCAAACGAGGCUUACGAGCGCGGAGAUCUGGAAACCGCCAUCAUCGCCUACAUGAUGGCCGCUGAACAAGGCUACGAGAAUGCACAAGCCAACGUCGGAUAUUUACUCGACCAUACUCGCCCACGCUACUCACUUCCCUCAAUAUUUCCCUUCCUCCGCCGUCGUCUUGAUGCAGCCGGUGAUGCAGCUCUUGCUCUUAUUUACUGGACUCGUUCGGCCAAACAAUCGAACACUGACUCUCUCGUCAAGAUGGGCGAUUACUAUCUCGACGGUGUUGGUACUGCCUCAUCUCCGGAGAAUGCAGCUAUCUGCUACCAAGCCGCUUCUGAAGGCAUGUUGAGCGAAGGCAUGGCAAGCGCGCAAGCCAUGUGGAAUCUUGGUUGGAUGCAUGAGAAUGGCAUUGGCAUUGAGCAAGACUUCCAUCUAGCCAAACGUUUCUACGACCAGGCACUUGGCACAAAUGCAGAAGCAUAUUUGCCCGUCAAGCUGAGUCUUGCAAAGUUGAGAUUGCGUAGCUGGUGGAAUGGCGUCAGUGGUGGUAGUGUCAACUCGAUCAGAGAUGAGCCUUCCCAAAAGCCUAGUCGAACACUCAGUCAGUGGGUCAGCGACUUCCUCGAGGCCGACGCAGCCUACUACGCCGAGCAUUUCGAAGCAGAUGAUUGGGACGAUGCACACCAUCACAUGCCUGGCGGCGACGAUUUCUACGACGACUCAGAUAUUGACGACGGUCUGAUCGAGAUGUUCAUGAUCGUUGGUCUCGCCGCUCUACUUGCUUUCUUGGUGUAUUAUCGUCAACAGAGACAGCAGGAAGCAAGACGUAGAGCAGAGCAGCAAGGUCAGCAACCAGGAGCAGAUGGCAAUGUAGCAGCACAGCAACAGCAAGACCAAGGUUUCUUCCCUCCACCAGGAGAACCAGAGUUUGCCAAUUGGGUUGCUGGAGGAGUGGGACAUUGA